Hibiscus syriacus is the source of this 744-nucleotide messenger RNA. RefSeq lists its product as uncharacterized. The coding region runs from base 9 to 719 and encodes 236 amino acids. Gene Ontology annotation, biological process: developmental process involved in reproduction. The record is from RefSeq and is a predicted model, not a curated record. The transcript is spliced from 5 exons. NCBI's taxonomy places the organism in Eukaryota, Viridiplantae, Streptophyta, Magnoliopsida, Malvales, Malvaceae.
CCUCUGUAAUGUCCAGCAAGGACAAGCAAUGUGCAGACUACCAAAAGCUUUUGAUUGAAGAGAGCCAGAAGUAUAAAGCACUUUCUGAAGAAGUUACGAGGCUGCAAAAUCUUCAUCAAGAGGGACAUUUUAAGGGUGGCAAUAGAGAUAAUAUACCAACUGUCUCUCCUAGAAGUGCACAAGUUGCAGUAGAAAGGGUUUCUGGUAACUCCACUAGAAUGAUGACAAGAAAGCAUGGCAGGAAAUCAGCUGCUGAGACUGACGACAGCAUCAUUACACCUGAUUCAGCUAAUGGUAAAGUUUCCAUGUCAUGUGCUUUGACGGAAGACCUUCCUGAGAAAGCUUUUCCCUAUGAGGUUCUUUCACAUAUUCAGCUGCCAGAAUGCUGUAAAGGCAGUAUAAGUGCAAAUGCCACUGAUCAUGGAACUUGUCUGCUUAAAGCUCUUAUUGAGUGCUUAGUUGGCAUGACAAUAUCCACCGUUGACCAAACUGAAGGACUAUGCAUUUCAGCUCUGCAUCAAUCAAGUGGUUACUCAUUCAGCCUAACGUGGAUAAACAAAACAGGCGGAGAGGAAGCUGAGUUAGUGUACCGGGUAUCGUCAUUAGGGACAUUUGAGAGGGUGGCGCCAGAGUGGAUGAGGGAUGUCAUUAUGUUCAGCACAAAUAUGUGCCCCAUUUUCUUCGAGAGAUUAAAUCGUGUAAUCAAAUUGAAUUGCUAACUGGCAAGUUAUCUCCCUCUUUCUC